AUGACAUUAAAAUCCACGCACGCAAGCAAAAGUAUGAACGCGCGUCAUGCGGUUGGUGCAUUUCUAGCUAUUUGGAUCUGUUACCAGUCAAAUAUCGUUGAGGUUCAAUAUUAUUCAAUCCUCAUGAAUUCGUUCAAUGACCAGGCUUGUGCCUUGUGUGGAAAAGUUGUUUCUACUAAACACGGUAUGGCUAGGCAUUUAAAAAUCGUUCAUGAAGGUCUCGAAGAAUGUAAAUGUGAUUCAUGUGGACGAAAGUUUACCACAAAAUUUGCCCUCCAUCGACAUAUUCGAAAAGUUCAUGAAGGUAUAUCAGAACUUGUUCUUCCUUGUGCUUGUUGUGGGAAGAAAUUUUCUGCCAAACAUGGUCUAGAGCGCCAUAUGAGACUGAUACACGAAAGUGCGGAAUUGUGCAUCUGCCCUUUGUGUAACAGGAGUUUUUCAACCAAAUUUGCUUUUAAUCGUCAUACAAAAACUGUGCACUCAGAUUCAAUCAGCCUAUGUUCCCCGUGUAAUAUGCUAUUUCCAUCAAAGUUCGCUCUUCUUGAACACAACCUUACGGUCCAUAAUACUUCAAAGGUGUUUGCUUGUCAUGAAUGUUUGAAAUGUUUUCCUGAUACAGAGUCACGAAGAAGCCACGAACAAAAUGAUCAUGGUGUUGGGACUUCAAACAUGUAUUCGCCAACGACGCAAUCAUCUUAAGAUAAAAAUUUAUUACGCUUCCAACAAGCUACUUGAACAAUGUAUAGAGUGACUUCGUAAAUUUCAUUGUUUACAAACGAAUUUCUAUGCAUCUUGGAUGUGUCAGGCACUGUGACCAUGUACAUACAAAUAAUAUUGUUCUUUUUUUGUUCACCCUAAAUUUUGUCUAUAAAUAUCGCAGCGUAUUACAUUAUAUUUCAUGUGCUUAUACACAAGUUUAAAAAUCAUGAAUAUAUCAGAAUUGCUCUCAAGCA
Molecule: messenger RNA, 953 nt
Organism: Schistosoma margrebowiei
Lineage: Eukaryota; Metazoa; Platyhelminthes; Trematoda; Strigeidida; Schistosomatidae
Source: the annotation of a GenBank genome assembly